Molecule: messenger RNA, 4020 nt
Organism: Polistes dominula (European paper wasp)
Lineage: Eukaryota; Metazoa; Arthropoda; Insecta; Hymenoptera; Vespidae
Gene: SERCA
Product: ATPase sarcoplasmic/endoplasmic reticulum Ca2+ transporting SERCA
Biological process (GO): calcium ion transport
Cellular component (GO): membrane
Molecular function (GO): P-type calcium transporter activity; ATP binding; ATP hydrolysis activity
Source: RefSeq, a predicted model, not a curated record
GACUCUCGGCGCUUCGUUUCGUUUAGCAACGCAGGCGUAGCCUUUUGAAUGUUUCUUCGUUGUCCUUAAAUGUAAAAAUUUCGAGUGAAAGCCGCGUAAACAACCAUGCACAGGGAGGAGUAAUUCCUGUCAUUACGUUGUACCUGAAAUAUUUUUGCGAUUGUCGUGAAACGUUAUUUCAUUUUCAUCGAUUUUUAUUUGGAAAAUUACAUAGAAGGAAGAAUAUCAAGAAGAUUAUUAUCGGUGUUGGGCACAAGUGUGUAAUUAACUGGAGUCCGCUCUGUGCUGGUGAUUAAGUCGUAAAGAUAACGGAUCGAACGAAAGAAAAAACAUUGAAUUUGUUUGCUUGAAUGAACGGUAUAAACAUUGUGAGGAUACUAUAAGCAGUGUUAAAAUAAAGAAGCAAUCAUGGAGGACGGCCAUGCGAAGACCGUUGAGGAGGUAUUAAAUUAUUUCAAUGUGGACGCAGAAAAAGGAUUGUCUCUAGACCAAGUAAAGAGGAAUCAGGAGAAGUAUGGUCUCAACGAAUUGCCAGCCGAGGAGGGUAAAUCCAUCUGGCAACUUGUAUUGGAACAAUUCGACGACCUCCUAGUUAAGAUUCUAUUAUUAGCCGCUAUUAUCUCUUUUGUAUUAGCUUUAUUUGAGGAGCAUGAGGAUGCGUUCACGGCCUUCGUCGAACCUUUCGUCAUUUUGCUCAUCCUUAUCGCCAAUGCCGUGGUAGGUGUUUGGCAAGAACGUAACGCCGAAUCGGCGAUCGAAGCGUUGAAAGAAUAUGAACCCGAAAUGGGUAAAGUUGUACGAGGUGACAAGGCUGGUGUACAAAGGAUUCGAGCGAAAGAAAUCGUUCCCGGUGAUAUUGUUGAGGUGUCUGUCGGUGAUAAGAUUCCAGCCGAUAUUCGUCUUUGUAAAAUCUUCUCUACUACUCUCAGGAUCGAUCAAUCUAUCCUUACCGGUGAAUCUGUUUCGGUUAUUAAACACACGGAUCCUGUUCCCGAUCCACGUGCCGUCAAUCAGGAUAAGAAAAAUAUCUUGUUCUCUGGUACCAAUGUAGCAGCUGGUAAGGCACGUGGCGUUGUUAUUGGAACUGGUUUAAAUACCGCUAUUGGUAAAAUCCGUACCGAAAUGUCCGAGACUGAAGAGAUCAAGACACCCCUUCAACAAAAACUCGACGAAUUUGGUGAACAAUUAUCCAAGGUUAUCUCCGUCAUCUGUGUUGCUGUAUGGGCCAUCAACAUCGGUCACUUUAACGAUCCCGCUCACGGUGGAUCCUGGAUCAAGGGUGCUAUCUACUACUUCAAGAUUGCUGUCGCUCUUGCCGUCGCUGCCAUUCCCGAAGGUUUACCAGCUGUUAUCACGACUUGUUUAGCUUUGGGUACUAGACGUAUGGCUAAGAAGAAUGCUAUUGUACGAUCCUUGCCAUCUGUCGAAACUCUUGGUUGUACUUCUGUUAUUUGCUCUGACAAGACUGGAACGUUGACUACGAAUCAGAUGUCUGUUAGCCGAAUGUUUAUUUUUGAUAAAAUCGAAGGUAACGAUAGCUCAUUCCACGAGUUUGAAAUUACUGGAUCAACUUACGAACCGAUCGGUGAAAUCUUCUUGAGAGGACAAAAGAUCAAAGGACAGGAUUAUGAGACUCUUCACGAGAUUGGUACGAUCUGUAUUAUGUGUAACGAUUCGGCUAUUGACUUUAACGAGUUCAAACAAGCUUUCGAGAAGGUUGGCGAAGCCACGGAAACGGCUCUGAUCGUUUUGGCUGAAAAGGUGAAUCCUUAUGGUGUGACGAAGAGUGGACUAGAUCGUCGUACUUCAGCUAUCGUUGUUAGGCAAGAUAUUGAAACGAAAUGGAAGAAGGAAUUCACAUUGGAGUUCUCUCGAGAUCGUAAAUCCAUGUCUUCAUAUUGUGUACCUCUGAAACCUAGCAAAUUAGGAACUGGACCGAAACUUUUCGUUAAGGGUGCACCCGAAGGCGUAUUGGACAGGUGCACGCAUGCGCGUGUUGGUAGCCAGAAGGUUCCUCUUACAUCGACUUUGAAAAAUCGUAUCUUGGAUUUGACGAGACAAUACGGUACUGGACGAGACACUUUGCGUUGUCUUGCUUUAGCAACCGCUGAUCAUCCGAUGAAACCCGAUGACAUGGAUUUGGGUGACUCCACUAAAUUCUAUACUUACGAAAAAGAUCUCACGUUCGUUGGUGUCGUUGGUAUGUUGGAUCCACCACGAAAAGAAGUCUUCGAUUCUAUUGUCAGGUGUCGUGCUGCUGGUAUUCGUGUUAUUGUUAUUACUGGCGAUAACAAAGCCACCGCUGAAGCUAUUUGCCGACGAAUUGGUGUUUUCACUGAAGAGGAAGAUACGACUGGAAAAUCUUACUCAGGACGUGAAUUUGAUGAUCUCUCACCAGCUGAACAGAAAUCAGCUUGUGCGAGAGCUAGGCUGUUCUCUCGUGUAGAACCAGCUCACAAAUCGAAGAUUGUUGAGUACUUACAAAGUAUGAACGAGAUCUCAGCUAUGACCGGUGAUGGUGUGAAUGAUGCCCCUGCCUUAAAGAAAGCUGAAAUUGGUAUUGCUAUGGGUUCUGGAACGGCUGUAGCAAAAUCGGCCUCAGAGAUGGUAUUGGCAGAUGAUAAUUUCUCUUCUAUCGUCGCUGCUGUUGAAGAAGGUCGUGCUAUUUAUAAUAACAUGAAACAAUUCAUUCGUUAUCUUAUCUCAUCUAAUAUUGGUGAAGUCGUAAGUAUAUUCUUGACGGCCGCUCUUGGUCUUCCCGAAGCUUUAAUUCCAGUACAACUUCUCUGGGUUAACUUGGUCACUGACGGUCUUCCAGCCACUGCCCUUGGUUUUAAUCCACCUGACUUGGAUAUCAUGGACAAGCCUCCUCGCAAAGCCGAUGAAUCUCUUAUUUCCGGUUGGCUAUUUUUCCGAUACUUGGCCAUUGGUGGAUAUGUAGGUGCUGCUACUGUAGGAUCUGCUGCGUGGUGGUUCUUGUAUAGUCCGAAUGGACCACAAAUGAAUUAUUAUCAAUUGACUCAUCACUUGGCUUGCAUUGGUGGUGGAGACGAGUUCAAAGGCGUUAAUUGCAAAAUCUUUUCUGAUCCUCAUCCAAUGACCAUGGCUCUUUCAGUACUUGUAACUAUUGAAAUGUUGAACGCUAUGAAUAGCUUAUCGGAGAAUCAAUCACUCAUCUCGAUGCCGCCUUGGUCCAACAUGUGGCUCAUCGCCUCCAUGGCUCUUUCCUUCACACUCCACUUUGUCAUUCUUUACGUCGACGUCCUUUCGUCCGUAUUCCAAGUGACUCCCUUAACGGGUGAAGAAUGGGUUACCGUUAUGAAGUUUUCCAUUCCAGUGGUACUUCUAGACGAAACCCUGAAGUUUAUUGCCAGAAAGAUCACAGAUGUGGCACCUACAGUGACGCCGCGGAAAUAAAGCACGAGAUGAUGCAUUGGGGAGAUACGCGAACGAGUAAAAAAAUAAAAAAAGAACAAUCAUACCAAAAAAAAUAAAAAGAAAAAUAAUAAAAAACAAAUGGCAAGCGGUAUAUCCUCGAAUAAGCGGACAAAGCGAGAGAAAUCUUCGAAAGACGGCAAUUCAAACAUACACAUUUUACACAUAUAUAUACAUACAUACAUACGUACAUACAUACUACGUCAUCUCUAUAUAUAAAAAAAAAUAUAUAUAUAUAUAUAUAUAUAUGCACAUAACACACACACAUAUAUAUAUAUAUUAUAUAUGAAAAUAAGGAAUAUAAAAUCGAAGGAAAAUGAGGUGGUUGGGUAAGCCGUUUGAAAAUGAGAAUGAGAAAAUCUGAAAAAUGAAAGAGAGGAACAUAUAAGAAGAUAUACAUAUACCAUUGUACAUCCAUAUACAUAUACACUAAAAAGAGAACAUAUGUCCCGUCAAUAUAUUGAAGAGAAACUAGAAAGAAGAAAUAAUAGGGAUGAUAAGUGUGUAUUACACGCAGCAAAAAGAGACAUCAUAGUUCACGUAUAAACAGGACAAUGAUGAGUAUACCGUCAAAGUUAUGAUCAU